AUGCCCUCCCCACAGGUCACAAAGAUCCCCCCCAGCAGCUUCGUGCCCAGAGACCACCACGGCCCACAACAGAACUCCCCCGCCAAUAUCCCCGGGGGCAUCAAGCCCAGAUACUUCAAGAACCCGUGGCCCUCAUACCGGACUGCAUCUCUCAAGGAUGCCUAUCAAGCCUACCAGAGAGGUGCCGCAAUCGCUCUCCACCCAUCACAGCUCAGGGGAGUCGCCAAGCUCGAAGGCAAACAAGACUCGGACGUCGAUGACAGCGAGUACGAGCUGGAACCAGCUUGGACCGAGUCCGAUUCCAUCAUGCCCAAAAAGAUAUAUGUCAGGCCCGAGUUCGCCCGGGUAGGAUCGGGAGAUGAGCGAGAGGACUGGAGAGAUCCCCCAGUCAAAGUGGUAGAGCCGACCUGGGGCGAUGGGUCUGAUGGACGAGAAAAGGUCACUUGGCUCGGUCAUGCGGGCGUUUUGAUUCAGAUACCGUGGAAGACGUCAGAGAACCCGGAUAAUAAGAGGAACGGCUCUUGUGGUAUACUGUUUGACCCAAUAUUCUCGUACCGAUGCUCUCCAACGCAAUACGCGGGGCCAGCGAGGUACAUUGACUCUCCCUGUACAGUUUCCAUGCUGCCCGAGAUUCACGCCUGCUGUAUCUCCCACGACCACUAUGAUCACCUGGACUACUACACAAUCAUGGAUCUCUGGAAGUACCACCAAUCCACUAUCCACUUCUUUGUGCCCAUGGGCCUGAAACAGUGGUUCACUUCUUCCGGCAUUCCUGCGUUCCGCGUCACCGAACUCGACUGGUGGCAUGAAACUGUCCUCACCUUCUCAGAAACUUCAGGCUUUGACUAUAACCCCCACAAUCCGCCUCAAGAGUCUGAAGAUGCUCUCAACAAGACGCCAAACUUGCACACCCCGUCUGCUCUUGCGCUCAAAAUUGUCUUCACUCCUGCUCAGCAUCGAUCAGGGCGAGGUAUUCUGGAUCAUAUGACGACUCUCUGGGGAAGUUGGUGUGUUGGGGUGGUGGAAGAUGCGGACAGAGAGUAUGCUCUGGAGCCUGGUAUGAAAGAUUGGAAGGGUUUCAAAGCCUAUUUCGGAGGGGACACUGGCUAUAGAUAUGCCACAGCGCCUGAAGAAGACGAUAGCGCAAUAUGUCCAGCGUUUCAACAUAUCGGUGAUCUCUACGGCCCCUUCACUUUCGCCAUGCUCCCACUCUCGACUGGAUCGUCUCUUCCAUUCCUCCGCACUGUCCUCUCCCUGUCUCUGGACCAGUACCUCCUCACAUCGUCGCUCCACUGUUCGCCCGCAGACUCACUAGAGAUUCACCGUGUCAUACAAAGUCAGCGGACUUUGGGAAUUCAUUGGGGUACAUUCUGCGAUGCCGACGAAGCGCGGGGCACAAGGGUGGAGUUUGGCAGGUCGAGGAGAGCGGUAGGUGUGAGCCGGGAUUGGGAGGCUGAGGAGGCUAGAAAUGGGCAAUUCGUCAUAGCUGACAUUGGCGAGACUCUCACAAUGCCUGCUCGAUGA
Messenger RNA from Cryptococcus wingfieldii CBS 7118, 1524 nucleotides. Its product is annotated as N-acyl-phosphatidylethanolamine-hydrolyzing phospholipase D. The record is from RefSeq and is a predicted model, not a curated record. The transcript is spliced from 6 exons. Gene Ontology annotation, cellular component: membrane-bounded organelle; cytoplasm. Gene Ontology annotation, molecular function: N-acylphosphatidylethanolamine-specific phospholipase D activity. Gene Ontology annotation, biological process: N-acylphosphatidylethanolamine metabolic process; N-acylethanolamine metabolic process. Bases 1 to 1524 code for a protein of 507 amino acids. Lineage: Eukaryota; Fungi; Basidiomycota; Tremellomycetes; Tremellales; Cryptococcaceae.